AUGGCGAUGAGUACGGUGCAAAUGCCCCUCCUUCAGAUAACCCCUGCUAACAACUUUGUUGAACAGAUAUUGAUAUGUCACAAGGGUCCUCGAGGCCUCGACAAGAUUCUAAUUUCCCCUGAUGGAGACAUCACUGUAACAAACGACGGAGCUACCAUCCUCUCCCAGAUGGAAAUUUCGAAUCACGUUGCCAAGUUAUUAGUAGAGCUUUCCAAGUCACAAGACGAUGAAAUAGGAGAUGGCACAACCGGUGUUGUUGUACUUGCUGGUGCCUUGCUGGAACAAGCGGCCGAUCUGAUCGACAAGGGCAUUCACCCUAUUCGGAUUGCAGAUGGCUUUGAUCAAGCUUGUGAAAUUGCAGUUUCACAUCUUGAUAAAAUCAGCGACGAGGUUAAGUUCUCUCGCGAGAGUCAAGAAAACCUUUUAAAGGUAGCAAGGACUUCGCUAGGCAGCAAAAUUGUUUCCAAAGCACAUGAUCAUUUUGCCGAAAUAGCCGUUGGUGCAGUGCUUUCAGUUGCCGAUCUAGAAAGGAAAGAUGUCGAUUUUGAAUUGAUUAAAGUCGAUGGCAAAGUCGGAGGAUCCUUGGAGGAUUCACUUCUCGUAAAAGGCGUUAUUGUUGACAAAGAUUUCUCCCAUCCGCAGAUGCCUGACGAAGUCAGAGAUGCUAAACUCGCAAUUUUAACAUGCCCAUUCGAACCUCCCAAACCGAAAACUAAACACAAGCUUGAUAUCACCAGUGUCGAGGAAUUUAAAAAGUUACAAGAAUACGAGAAAGAUAAGUUUACCGAAAUGAUUCAACAGCUGAAAGAUACCGGCGCGAAUCUUGUCAUCUGCCAAUGGGGUUUCGAUGACGAAGCCAACCAUCUACUGCUUCAAAAUCACCUACCUGCCGUUCGAUGGGUUGGUGGCCCCGAAAUUGAAUUAAUUGCCAUUGCAACCAAUGGUAGAAUCGUUCCGCGAUUUGAAGACUUGAGCCCAGAAAAGCUAGGCACUGCUGGUUUGGUUAGGGAAAUGACUUUUGGCACCACCAGGGAGAAAAUGUUAGUGAUUGAGGAAUGUGCGAACAGUCGAGCUGUUACCGUCUUUGUCCGAGGAAGCAAUAAGAUGAUCAUCGAUGAAGCCAAACGAUCACUACAUGACGCCCUAUGUGUUGUGCGAAACCUUGUCCGAGAUAAUCGUGUUGUGUAUGGUGGAGGUGCAGCAGAAAUUGCAUGCUCACUUGCUGUUCAAGAGGCUGCUGACAAGUGUCCUGGAUUGGCCCAGUAUGCCAUGCGCGCUUUCGCAGAUGCCUUGGAUGCAGUACCCAUGGCCCUAGCCGAAAACUCGGGGUGGAGCCCGAUUGAGACCCUUGCCGCCAUCAAAUCACGACAAGUCAAGGAGAACAACUCAAGGCUAGGAGUUGAUUACAUGAAAGAACAUUUUGUUAUUGAUCCACUGAUUGGUAAACGCGCACAAUUACUUCUUGCCACUCAAUUAUGUCGACUUGUGCUAAAGUUAUCCUUCCGUCUGUUGGCUAACACUGCUCAGGUCAACAAUGUAAUUAUUGCAGGAGAAGACGAAGAAUAUUAA
Uncinocarpus reesii 1704 is the source of this 1569-nucleotide messenger RNA. RefSeq names its product T-complex protein 1, epsilon subunit. Gene Ontology annotation, biological process: protein folding. The record is from RefSeq and is a predicted model, not a curated record. Gene Ontology annotation, cellular component: chaperonin-containing T-complex. NCBI's taxonomy places the organism in Eukaryota, Fungi, Ascomycota, Eurotiomycetes, Onygenales, Onygenaceae. Gene Ontology annotation, molecular function: ATP binding; ATP hydrolysis activity; ATP-dependent protein folding chaperone. Bases 1 to 1569 code for a protein of 522 amino acids. The transcript has 8 exons.